Gopherus evgoodei (Goodes thornscrub tortoise) is the source of this 1044-nucleotide messenger RNA. RefSeq lists its product as uncharacterized. Gene Ontology annotation, biological process: proteolysis. The record is from RefSeq and is a predicted model, not a curated record. Lineage: Eukaryota; Metazoa; Chordata; Testudines; Testudinidae. The transcript is spliced from 9 exons. The coding region runs from base 1 to 1032 and encodes 343 amino acids. Gene Ontology annotation, molecular function: cysteine-type peptidase activity.
AUGUACAAUAUUGCACACUUAAAACCAGUAAAAGAGCCAACAACAUUAGCUGAAAGCAUAUCAGAGGGAAAAACUGGAACUGAAAUUGGAGUUGGUGACACUGAACCAGAAACACCCACGGAAGAGAUUAGAGAAGUGGAUGGCACUGUAUCUCAUGACAGCAAAGUGGAAAACAUAGAGGUCACAGCAAUAGAAAAAGAGGAAUAUAUAGGGCAAGAUGUGUCAAACAAUGAUACAAGUGAUGCUGAUGACAGUUUUGAUGACAUGCUUACAGAGGAAGUGGAAGACAAGCAAUGGCUUCUGAAAGUAAAAUUGGUAAUGACCAGCAAACACACAGAGAGACUGGAGGCCAAAGUGAGAAACAUAAAAUUGUAUGGCUCUUCAUUUCAUUGCCUGAAACCGAGAAGCUGGAUAAGUGAUGAGGUUAUUGAUGCAUUUUUGAGCUGUGUAGUUGAGAAAGCAGAUGGAAAGGUACAAGCCAUCUCAUCAGUAGUUUCCACUGUCAUUCUCUCAGGCAGAGCUACACAAAUGAAAGUGAAGAUAGCCUUGAUGAAAAAAAAGGAAUUGUUAAUAAUUGACCCCUUGUGUGAUGAGAUCAGAUAUGAAAGAACAUGCCUGAGGAAUUGGAGAAACUUCAUCAAACGAUUAACUAGUAAAUCCUCAUCUGAUUGGAACAGUAAAAUUGUGCAGCAUCCCAGACAAAGUGAUGGCCACAACUGUGGACCACUCAUCUUAAAGUUUGCAGAAACAUAUUUGCAGCACAAAGACAUCAGUACGGUGGGAACAACACAGAAGGCUAAUACUGCGUUUAGAAGACAUAUAGCAAUUCUUCUAAUGAAGGAGUCAGAAAGCGUGGAGGACUACUGCAUAUACUGCAACCUUAUCGACUGUGAAAAAGAAAGUGAGGAUUGCACGAUGGUCCAGUGUGAUUCUUGCAAGAGGUGGGCACAUAUACCAUGCAUUACAGAAGGAACCAAUCAAGAAAACCUGACAUAUGAGAAGAAAGAGUACAAAUGCAAGACAUGUGCAUAGUUCACUUCAUUA